Messenger RNA from Colletotrichum destructivum, 2544 nucleotides. Its product is annotated as Putative protein kinase. The coding region runs from base 1 to 2541 and encodes 846 amino acids. The transcript has 4 exons. Gene Ontology annotation, molecular function: protein serine/threonine kinase activity; ATP binding. Lineage: Eukaryota; Fungi; Ascomycota; Sordariomycetes; Glomerellales; Glomerellaceae. Gene Ontology annotation, biological process: peptidyl-threonine phosphorylation; peptidyl-serine phosphorylation. The record is from RefSeq and is a predicted model, not a curated record.
AUGAACAUCCCACUAUUCCCCCCCCCCCCCGUGGACAGAGAAGUGCUCCACGUCCCAGUGUCCCUGCUCCAUCGACCGUUUAACAACACGGCCGAUGCUGCGCUCUGCUUUCCAGCUCUAAAUACUCCCAGCUCUAUGUCUUGUUUGUGGCCCGCGUCAAAUCUUUUCUUCGGAUUUCCAACAUUCAAGCCAUCCGCAGCCAGAUUAGGCGUCGGCGCCAUGAGUUUCUAUACCGAGGUCAACCGAAUGAUGAUAGUCCCUGCCGCAGGCAGUGGACAGGACUCAUUUCUUCCCGAGGGCCAGCUUCGCCGUCUUGUAAAGAAUCGGCGCUUUGCUGAGUUCCUAGGGCUUAACGCUCCACAAGCUCUGAUCAACUUCGUCCACGACGAGGCUCCAAGAGUUUUCUUGGCCAUCUGGUCGACAUUUGAGGAGCCCGGGGUCUCGGACUUACUCCCCAUCAUGGAGAGACUCCAGAAAUGCAGGUUCACCGAUGAUAUGCUCCCCUUCGACAUCACUGACUACAAGUCGAAAUGCCGGGUCAGGGGCACCGCCAAGCAAUGUUACCAUCCUGAACCAUUGGAUGCAUUUCACGACACAGUAUGGAAUGAGCGCAAGCUCAAAAACUUCUGCACAGAACAGUGGGGUUUCAUUGUCCCCGUCUUCAAGAAGGGCGAUGCCAAACGAAGCCUACCUGCCCCCUCCAGGCUACCCUUCUUCCACCUUACAGAUGCGGGACGGGGUGCCUUCUCCGACGUGUUCAAGGCUGGGCUUCAUGUCGAUCAUCAGAAAUAUUUUGGAUUUGAACUUCCACCUGGCGCCAUCGUCGUGCCCGUUGCUGUGAAGAAGUUUAGAAACGACCCAGAGGCGAAAGUGAAUGCCCGAAACGCCUGGGAAGAGGAAGCGACAACAGUCGACAAGCUCGGAUCGAUCAGCCACAAGCACCUGAUCCAACGCAUGGCUGCCUUUAGCCGGGGCCAGGAGUACUACAUCAUGUUUGAGUGGGCCGACGGAGGCAACCUCGAACAGCUCUGGUUACGUGAGCCAACCGCCAAAGACCACAAGCUGACUGGGGACCGUAUCAUCACCGUCCUGGAGCAGCUGUACGGUCUGACAGAUGCGCUUUGCAGGCUACACGGCACCAAUACUCGCACACACACAGGUCUCAUCCAGCAGGCGGGAGCCCGCGCAAGAACCCUCGCCCCUCCUGUCAGGAGCGGCAUACCCGCCAUCGAGGUUGACGGUCUAGACGCUUCCGAGAGCCCUCCGGCCACUGAGAACUGGCGCCAUGGCGACUUGAAGCCUCAGAACAUCCUCAAGGUCGGCAACUCGACCUGGCUCGGAACCCUCAAGAUCGCCGACCUCGGACUGGCGAAGCAGCACCAGCUCUUCACCCAUCUCAGGGACAACCCGACCAACACCAAGUUUACAACGCAGCACUACGAGGCUCCCGAAGUAAUCAUCUCAAGCAACGUGCCCAGGUCACGACGGUACGACAUUUGGUCGAUGGGCUGCAUUAUCUUCGAGUUCGUCGUCUGGCUCCUGUACGGCAGAGACACGCUCCUGGCAUUCUACAAAGAAGCGGACCGUUUCAAGGACCAUUCAUUGGAGACGCUCUACUUUGUCGCCGACAGGCGUGGUGGCACCGCGAGAGUCGGCGAUGUCUUCUCACACUGGAUGAAUCACAUCCUGGACAACGACCCCGAAUGCAACAAAGCCAUCCCGACGGUGCUUGGAGACCUCCUCAGGCUGUUGAAGACCAGACUUUUGGUGGUUGACUUGCCAGGUCCAGGAAGAACGCAGGGUCGCUGCGAUUCCUCCAAAUUGAGGGAAGAACUAGGUAACAUCUUGGAGAAUGCCAGACACUCCCUUGAAAAGCGCACCAGCUACAUACUCGCAGAUCCGAUCCGAGCACGCAUAUUGCCUCCUCGUCCAUUUGGAAGCAGAGAAACGGCCAGGAGCGGUACCCAUUUGCUACCUAACGAAGGGCUUCCACUCGAGCACCGCCCCGUGCCGCUUCGAUCUAGAGCGCCAUCACCAGCACCGCUUCUAAACCCGCGGAACCUAAUGGGAGAGUGCGUCCUUCAGAAUGUACGUUUCGUCUCGCCAAACUCUUUCUUGAAGCCAAUGUUGACGCGGGGAAAUGUGAUUGACCCUCAGACUUUGAAUGACGUGUGGGAAUUCGUUGAAGACAACGCUUUCGCUGGCCAAAUCUUUAAUCGCCACCUACAGCUCGAGGGGAACCAUGCUGGAUCCUCCAGUGUCACCCCGGAGCAUGCCUCCAUUCUGUGCAAUCGUUGUCAACGACUGGACUUCUGGGUCGUUGGCUUUGCCAUACGCGACACUCUGUCCGCUUUGGAGGCCAAUUGGAACAUCUGCGAGCUUUGCCGCCUUCUUCACGACUCCUGGCGGCGUUUUGGCACCACGGAUUCCGUCGAGUUUCGUCGUAUCGGAUCCGUCCUCGCAAUACAGGGCUCAGAAGCACCAGCCCUGUCCAUUUACAGGACCACCUUGAACGGUAUUCAAAUUCCUCUCCCAGAUUAGCUU